Drosophila ficusphila is the source of this 1850-nucleotide messenger RNA. RefSeq lists its product as uncharacterized. The transcript has 6 exons. Bases 363 to 872 code for a protein of 169 amino acids. NCBI's taxonomy places the organism in Eukaryota, Metazoa, Arthropoda, Insecta, Diptera, Drosophilidae. The record is from RefSeq and is a predicted model, not a curated record.
UCAGAACCGCAACGAUACGGAUCGGAACGGAAUAAAACUAUACGAAAAUAUUUCAAACUACGAAACGUACUUAGAAGCGGCACGUGGGUGGCAUUGCAAAUAACAAUAUUCGAGUGCUAAAAAAAUAAAUACAAAUAAAGUACAAUUUAAUGCUUUACGUGAUUUAAUAGCAGAGUGGAUCUGUACGAAAUAAACCAGCUGGCGUACAAAAUUGAAGCAUGCCCAUCAAUUAUUUGAUUUAAUCACCAUAAACGAAAGAUUAAAAAGCCGCAGUGAAAUGAACACCGAGGAAUGUCCGCAAUCGGUCAUCCUGUGAGUCUCCUGCGAAUCCUGUGUGAGUGCUGACUGCUCAGAGCUCGAAAAUGGCGGUGUCCAGCUCAAUUAUGGAAACCGUCGCCACUUUGGCCCUGCUGUUUGGCCUUUUUAUUCGAAAUGGUUACUGUAUAGACUGUUUUAAGUGCGUAUCAUACAAUGGAGCCAACAAAGCCUGCGACGAUCCGUUCCACAACAACUACUCUACGGCAAUUUUGGAGUCGCCGUGCAUGGGCGGGCGAAAGGGGCGUGACGGAUUAUUUCCAGCCACCGCCUGCAUAAAGAUCGCCGGCUAUUACGAUGAAACCGGGGAGACGAUAACGGUGAGGGGUUGUGCUUUAGACAGCGGAACUCUGACCACCGACACCGAGAUUAUAAGAAUGUCGCACUGCGGAAAGUUCUAUUACGACGACAAGUACGUACACGGCUGUCUGCAAAGUUGCAGUGAUGCGGAUGCCUGCAAUUCGGCCAGAAGGCAUCAUGUGAAUCCCGCGGAUCUAGAGGCACUGAUGAGGCUUCUCCUCAGCAUCGCAGUAUUCCUUAUGGCUGCCAUCAGGUAACAUCACGGCUACUUUUACCUGGAAUAUCCGGAGCAGGAGAAACAGGCGGAAAUAUCCUGGGAAACGAAGUGAGGCAGCGGCGGGGCAUUUAAUUCGACUUGGCUGCGCGUGGAAAUGUGGAAAUCCUUUUCUUUUCCUUCGAAUCUCUCUCUGUGUCUAGGAUCGCACCCAAAUGUAAAAGCACUCGAGCCGCUGCAGCAAGGACACGCUCAAAACAGUCACACACAAUCACACUCUCACACAUUAUGGAAUUCAUCAAGCAAUUAUGUGAUUUAUAAGCGAAUACUUAACAACUAUCAAACAAUAAUUGAUGAACUCGAAAGAAAACUAUUUAGAUGCUAAGCAUUCGAGAGUGGAAAAUCAAAGAAAACACUGCAACCUAAAUUCAAAUUCUAACUGCAAUUAUUUUUAGCUCCUAAGUAAGGAUCCUAGAUUUAAACGCUGUCGCUGCUAAGUUUCCACGGAACAAUAUUAUUAGUGCAUGGCAGAAAUGGUUUACGAUUAACAUGCGAUGUGUUUUACCUUGGCCUAAAUAAGUAUUUUUUACUUCUCUAGAUGAGUACUGUACAUAUACGAAACCAAUAGAAAUAUUUGUUAAAGGAAUGCUGAAUUUUGGGCAAAUUAUAAAUAGUUAUGUGUAAAUGGAUUAGUGGGUAAUAUUAGCAACGAAAACUGCGAGCGGCAAAGUGAAGUUAAACUUUAUUAAGCUUUUAAUUCUUUGGUCAAGAAAAACAACAUUGUUUUUUGUUCACUAUCAAACCACAAACAGAUUACAAGCUUUUCUUGGAACUGACCAAGCUAUUUUAUAAUCUUUUUUUGAUCUUCUGAAGCUUUUCCUUUUUAACAAGAAUUUGAUUCAACUCUUAACUAGCGAUUCCGGACUUGCCUAAGUCUUAAAUCAAGUCAUAAAUGUCGAUCAUAAAUGACACAAUUCGUUGCUAUUUAGACUUCUGUUUGUGGACGCCCAAUUACUAACAC